This is a messenger RNA of Carica papaya (papaya), 4118 nucleotides long. Its product is annotated as DNA glycosylase superfamily protein. NCBI's taxonomy places the organism in Eukaryota, Viridiplantae, Streptophyta, Magnoliopsida, Brassicales, Caricaceae. Gene Ontology annotation, molecular function: DNA-3-methyladenine glycosylase activity. The record is from RefSeq and is a predicted model, not a curated record. Gene Ontology annotation, biological process: base-excision repair.
ACGUUAUUUAUUGUAUUUUUCAUUUAUUGUAUUUUAUCAAAUACUUCAUUUAUUGUACCUAUCUCUUUUGGAGUAAUCUUACAUUUAUUGUAUUUUCAAAUGCUUCAUGUACUUAUAUCAUCUCAUAUACCUACAUAUACUUGAUGGAAGUACAAUACUAAUAACAACUCUUCACCUAUUAUCUGUUUACUUGACAUGGUAUUAGAGUCACAGAUAGGGAUGAAUUUCUUUUUCCCAAACUUGCAUAAAUCAAUCUGCCUGAACCUGACCUGUAGCAGUUUUUUUUUUAACAAACAGCAAGUUCAAGUUGAAUCAGGUUCGUGUUGGCAGAAAAAUUAUACCAGAGCAGGAAUGUUCGGGUUUGGUUUAUUAAAAUCUGGCGAAGCCCGACUCAUUAUGCAUAUUUCAUUUUUAUGAAGACAAACAUAAAUAUAUUAAUAUAACUUUUUUAUUAAUAUAAACAUAUAAAGAAUAUAUAAAUGUAACCAUAUGUAAAGAGUAUAAAAUUUUUAUUAAUGAGCAGGUCAUAUGCAAGUCAAAUAACCUGCAAACUCGACACAAUUUAAAAAAUAAAAGUACGCUUUGUUGCCAUUUGUAGCCAUAGAUCGCCAACUUUUUUCUUCUUCAACAUCCAUAACUUCUCUUCCUUCUGUUCUGACUGAGAUCAAAAUUCUACUCCAUCUAUUCCAUCUCAUUCUCGCUCUUUUUCCACUAAAUUCACUACCACCAAUAAUUCUUACUGAUCCUCAAUUACUAGAGUUUGUAUGUUUAUGUGGACGGCUUUUUGUAACAAAUACAGUAUGAUAAAAUAUCCAGUAACCAGAGAACUAAUAUGAUUUGGAUAUCAUUAAUUCAAAUAGAUUAAUCCAUUAUGAAUGGUAUUGAAAGUUCAUAGUCCUAGCAACAAAAGAUUCUUAUCUAUGGAAUGGUAUUCUCAAAACAAAACAUAUAUUACAUAUCGUUUGCUACAACGAAAUUAACCCAGACUCAGUCGGACCCUUGGAUCCCUUCCUUAAAAAUUCAUUUUAACCCCCCUCCAAUCACUUCUCAGCUCACAAAUGUCCAACAGUAAACCCUACUACCCACCAAUGGGAUUACUCCCAUGUCAUCUCCCUAGACCCUGUUCACAUAGUCUAAUCAAUAAUGUCAACUCCCAUCAACACUUCACACCCUUCCCAAACUUAAUGGGCUCUCGGCACACACAAGAAAAUAAAUAGUUGACCUUAUAACAGCCUACUAACUCCUACGUAAAACAUUCACAAACCUCAGACACAGAGCAAAUCAUAUAAACUGGAAGCUUCUAAUAGAAUUAAAUAUCCUACCUCGGCAUAAAUUCAUGUGGUAUAGAUAAUACUCCAAUAUGACUUCUACACCUAAUCCCCUUUUCUUAACCGUUGCAGGUUAUAUAGUGCUGGAGAGGAGUCCUACAUCACCUUUUUCUCCACUAUCAUCUAACCAAAUCCUUUGGUUAGUAUCACAGUGAGGGCUAAGACCAGGUCUCAUACGCCAUGCCACAAUCAAACAGUGGCAACAUUAUAUGUUACUCCAACAAAAAGUAGAUGUUUUUCUAUAUGCUUCGAUUAUGGUCGAUCUACUCUAUUUCUGGGCCAAUCAAAGAAUACGUACAAAUAAAAUCAUCAAGCCAAAAGAAAUGAUCGCUAUACUACAAGGACAAUACAAACAUGUAAACUGCAUUUUGGAGCAACAAAAAAUCUUCAUUAUGGCUCUCAAAUUGAAGCCUAGGUAAAUCAAAGACUAAAGUGAGUAUUACCUGUGCAAAUCUCGAUCGAGUGUCUUCCCCUCAACCACGUAAAACCCUCUGGAAUCAACAAUGCAGGCACUCGGUUCCACGGCUCACCAAUUGGAAACCCUAAAUAAUCAAAGACUAAAGUGAGUAUUACCUGUGCAAAUCUCGAUCGAGUGUCUUCCCCUCAACCACGUAAAACCCUCUGGAAUCAACAAUGCAGGCACUCGGUUCCACGGCUCACCAAUUGGAAACCCUAAAUAAUCAAAGACUAAAGUGAGUAUUACCUGUGCAAAUCUCGAUCGAGUGUCUUCCCCUCAACCACGUAAAACCCUCUGGAAUCAACAAUGCAGGCACUCGGUUCCACGGCUCACCAAUUGGAAACCCUAAAUUGCUCGAAGGUUACCAUAUUUUGGGAAAUGUAGUUGCUCACUCCAUGGAUUCACUCUCACGCUUAUGUUCGAACAUUGUUAGAACAAAUUCAGGAGGCUGUGGCCCAUUAUAUAAGAUCAAAAUGUGAAUAAUCUGGCCCAUUUAGUUUUGUGUUGGACAAAAGAAGAACAGUUUAUGGGCCAUAAAAUAUAUAUAAUGGAUAAAAUUGUAUUAAUACUUUGGAAAGUAAAAUAAGAAUUUGCAGGAAACAGUGGAGGGAGAGAAAGAGAUGGGUGGAAGGAGAGAGGGGGGGAUAUGGCCGUUGGGCAUUGGAUUCUUUUUGUCAACGUCCGCGUUAAGCUUUUUCUUUACCAACUGAAUGCGGUGCGAAAUACCUUUUCUGCCCCUGCGCUUUCUUGUUACCCACUCUUAAUACUAUCCCCCCAACUACCUGGGUCCCACUUCUAUUUCAUCUUAACUUAAAUGAUGAUGGUAAUUGGAUUCUAACCUUAGUUACAUCUGUUUAAUUGGACCUUUAUCCUUCUUGUCAAACUCAGAUUAAGACUUAAUCUCCAGUUUCAACCGAAUGGAAAAUGCCAGACUGACUGACAUUUCAAUAUCACCCCACCCAGUCAGGUCAGGUUACCGUUUUUUUAAAACCCCGUCGGUUUAACGUCAUUUUCCUCCUCCAUCCACUCUCCAUUCCCAUCUCUGAAAACCUAACCCUUCCCAUUUUCUUUUCAAAUUCUUCACUUCUCUUCAAAUCCUACUCUACAAUUUUGACGAAAAACUCCUAUCAUUUCCAUCUCCAAGCUAACCUUGUCCGCUUUAAUCUCUCAAAUCUGUUCCUACACCACACUCUUUUAACACCCCCAAUGUCUGUGGCUGCCAGCCCCCAGUCAUCACCUAAACAGGUCACGCAACCACGAGCGGUACUCGCUUCCACUGGGAACCGAGUUAGGCUUUUGGACUUGGAAUGGAAGACCCAAGCUCUUAAGAAACCGCAGAGACAGAGAAAGCCGGUGACGAAGGUGCCAGAAUCAGCCGUGCGAAACAAUUUUUCAGUUGACAGCUCUGCCUCCUCUGAUUCCUCUUCGUCUUCCAGCAGCUCCUCCGCGAAAAAGACGGUCGCUAAAAGAACGGUGGCCAAGCGUAGUGGACUGAAGACCAUGGAUGUAGUUCCUCGCGGCGUUGGCGUCGCGGACGUCUCAAUGAAGGUGUCGGGACCCGUGAAGAGGUGUGACUGGAUCACGCCAAACUCUGAUCCACUUUAUAUUUCUUUCCAUGACGAAGAAUGGGGAGUUCCGGUACGGGAUGACGAUACAAGAUUGUUCGAACUACUUGUGUUUUCGCAAGCAUUAGCAGAGCUAAGCUGGCCUACAAUCCUCAGCAAGAGGGAAACUUUGAGGGAGCUUUUUCACAAUUUUGAUUUGUGUUCCAUCGCACAAUUUUCCGAGAAGCAGCUGCUUUCUAUGAAAGUAAACGGGAGCCUGGUUCUGUCCGAAUCAAAGCUUCGUGCAAUUGUGGAGAACGCAAAACUGGCGUUCAAGGUUCAACAAGAGUUUGGCUCGUUGAGCAACUACUUCUGGAGGUUUGUAAAGCAGAAGCCAAUAAGAAAUGGAUUCCGAUACGGACGUGAAGUACCAGUUAAGUCACCAAAGGCAGAACAGAUAAGCAAGGAUAUGAUGCAGAGAGGUUUCCGUUGUGUUGGACCUACUGUGGUUUACUCCUUCAUGCAAGUCGCAGGAAUUGUAAAUGAUCAUCUCUUGACCUGCUUCAGAUACCACCACCACACCACGUCAAUAACUAAAAAUCAUGGUGUUAUCUGACAUGACCAUACUUGUAACAACAACUUACUUGAGCAAGGAUAUGCUGCAGAGAGGUUUCCGUUGUGUUGGACCUACUGUGGUUUACUCUCCUUCAUGCAUGCAAGUCGCAGGAAUUGUAAAUGAUAAAACUCUCAUGGCAUCCUCUACUAAUAAAGACUCCAUGAUUAUGUUGA